AUGGAUUUAAUGAAAACAAGACACUAUAGCUUAGAUGAAGCAUCAAUGAGAAGCGGAGCGUUAGCAGCCAUGGAGGCGGAGCCAGACCUCAGCACAUUCGAGAACAAGAGCGGCCUAGCAGAGGACAUGAAGUUCUUGGCGUCAAUGCCUGAACUGUGUGACGUCACGUUCCUCGUCGGCGACACUAGAGAGCCAGUCUGCGCUGUCAAGGCUGUGCUGGCUGCCAGAAGCAGAGUAUUCCAAAAAAUGCUCUACCAAGCACCGAGUCCCCAACGAAAGAAAGAGUCUGCGCCACGCGAGAACAAGUUACGACUCUUCUUAAAGAGGUCAUCUGAGCCCCUGCUAAACCUCCAGAAUGCUGCUCAACAGCCUUCUUCGCAACAGCACCAAACCCUGAUUAUUGAAGAGUUCGAACCAGAUGUGUUUCGGCAAUUGAUUGAAUACAUUCACACCGGCUGCGUCACUCUACAACCGAGGACAUUGCUUGGUGUAAUGAACGCAGCGGAUUAUUACGGACUGGAUGAGCUACGCCGCGCAUGCGCAGGUUUUGUCCAGUGCUGCAUCACUGUAGAUACUGUAUGCGCUCUACUGGCGUCUGCUGAAAGAUACAUUCAGUAUAAAUGUACCAAGUCUUUGGUGCAAAAGGUUCUAGAAUUCGUAGAUGAACAUGGGAACGAAGUUCUUAAUUUGGGUUCCUUCACUCUUUUGCCUCAACACGUCGUGCGACUGAUACUAGCUAGGGAUGAACUGAAAGCUGAUGAAUUUACCAAGUUUCAAGCUGCUCUCAUGUGGAGUAAGAAAUAUUUCGACACAAACCCGAACAUGGUGCUGAAAGAUGUGAUUGGUAAUUUCUUGGAGUACAUCCAGUUCCAUAAGAUUCCUGCUAAUGUUCUGAUGAGGGAGGUACAUCCUCUUGGCUUGGUUCCUUACUCCAUCAUCAUGAACGCUUUGGCUUAUCAGGCAGACCCGGCCAGCGUAGAUCCCGGGAAGCUAUCUCCUGCGCGUGUCAGGCGCGCCGGCCGCUCCAUGUCUGUACAGUCCUCCCUUGACCCCUACGGCUCCAACACAACCCUCUCCUCGACUGGCUCCAGCGACCGCGCUGCCAGCAAGAAGUUCGGCGAAAGGCGCUCUCCAACCCCCAAAACAAGGGAACCGCGAUCCAAAUCAGAUUCCAUUAAGCAUGCAGCUCUCACAAGACAAGUAUCAGAGACUGUCGCGGCCUCAGGAGAUCCAACAUUCGAGCGAUGCAAACCAAGAAAGCGCGAUAGUGAAACUGAAUUUCCCGUACGGAAAUCAACGUCUGAAAUCUCUGAGAGUUUUCCUUUCGUGCGUCGUGCGCUAGCGGAAAUAGAAAAUGGGCUAAAUUACUUCCGAAGAUCAAUAACGUCAGACGUAACAGAACCAAGAGCGCCAUUGUUACGGACAGAACCAGUAGUAGUAGUUGCGGCCGCUGAAGAUGAACCGCCAGCUUCUCCUCCCCCGAUGGGCUUGAAAGAGCGCCGCGGUUCCCGUGGAUCUCCUUGUGCUAAUCUACCUCCCCUCAUGCUACCGCCAGCUGUUCCAGAUCUAUCGCCAGGCCACUUAUCCCCAAAUCGCUUAUCACCACAACGAUUGAAAGAACCGCUUACAGCUCCUCUCAUAAAUCCACCGCGACGUUCCCGCACGCGAUCAGAAAUGCCCCCAGACCGCCCCCCACGGUCGCCAGAUACACCGCGACCAGCAUCAGUGUCUCCCAAACAUACAUUUGCGUUUAAGAUAGUGCUAAAAAAGGUGGAAAGUACGCCGAACACUUCGUUUGAUAAGCCGGAACAAUGA
Messenger RNA from Leptosia nina, 1815 nucleotides. Lineage: Eukaryota; Metazoa; Arthropoda; Insecta; Lepidoptera; Pieridae. The record is from the annotation of a GenBank genome assembly.